AUGGAGUGCAACAAGGAUGAGGCCACCAGGGCUAAAGAAAUUGCCGAGCGGAAGUUUACUGCAAAGGACACUUCGGGUGCAAAGAAGUUUGCUUUGAAAGCCCAAAAUUUGUUUCCUUCCCUUGAAGGUAUUCCUCAAAUGAUAGCAACACUUGACGUAUAUAUUUCAGCUGAGAAUAAAGUAAAAGGAGAAGCUGAUUGGUAUGGUAUACUUGGUGUGGGCCCCCAUUCUGAUGAUGAUACAGUUAGGAAACAUUAUAGAAAGCUAGCUCUCAUGCUUCACCCUGAUAAGAACAAAUCCAUCGGAGCCGAUGGGGCCUUUAAACUUAUUUCGGAGGCGUGGAGUAUACUGUCCGACAAGGCUAGAAGGGCAGCUUAUGAUGAAAAGAUAAAUGUAAGAGCACCGAAAGGCUCAACCAUUUUUGGUGGUUCGUCAGCAAAAGCGGCGGCAAAUGGGGCUAACAAUAGCAAAAAGAAAACCCCUUCAAGUGGAAAGACUCAGAAGAAUGUUGCCAAAGAAAAUACAUCAUCUUCCAAUAAAUCGAAAUCCACAUUUUGGACUACUUGCAAACGCUGUAAAAUGCAAUACGAGUAUCUCAGAGUUUAUCUUAACCUUAAACUCGUGUGUCCCAGCUGCCAUGAAGCAUUUUUGGCUGUAGAAACUGAUCCUCCUCCUGCAAGUGGUAUCAGACCUGGAACCUCGUGGAUUUUUAAACAAAAGCACGAUAACGAAGGUAAAAGCAAACCUGUUGUUGGAAAGAACAACACGGCACCUCCAAAUGCUGGAGCAGGGUCUAACAAGAACAGCUUCCAGUGGGCUCCAUUCUCUAAAACUUCUGGUGUUUCUGAUGUGGCUCAGGCGGCAAAUGUAGUUCAGCAGGCCUAUGAUAAGGUGAGGCGAGAUCGCGAGGAGGCACAAGCAGCUACCAAAAGGGAAGAGACUUUGAAAAGGAAGCAGAAUGCUUCGAAAAAAGGUUACUUUAAUCCAGCUAAGAGGAAAAGAAAGGGCAUGGAUGGAAAUGGAGCAGUUGGAGCGUCUAACUUAGGCAGUGGAAUCAAGUUCAACUGUACUAGAGAUCUCUCCCCAGUUGAACUUCAGAAACUUCUUGUUGAGAAAGCUAGAAAAGAAAUUAGCAAGAAACUCGUAGAGUUUCAGUCAAAUAUUGUUGAUAAAUCAGCAGCAAAAAAGAGUGGAGAUUGCGUCCGGAAAGCAAACCAGAAAGGAGAAUUUUCAGCAAGAAACUCUGAGUUCUGCGCUCAAAAUAACAUUGGGAAGUCAGAAGGUGCUCCUAUCAUUGAUAACACUUGCCCUGAAAUUUUGGAUUCAAUGCUAGUAGAUAUUCCAGAUCCUGAUUUUUAUGAUUUUUACAAGGAUCGAACUGAAAGGUCUUUUGGUGAAAAUCAAGUAUGGGCUGCAUAUGAUUGUGAUGAUGGGAUGCCUCGACAUUAUGCUAUGAUUCACAAAGUGAUCUCGAUGAAUCCAUUCAAGUUGCAGAUCAGUUGGUUGUACCCAAAUAUCAACAGCGGCGAACCAGGCCCUCUAAAUUGGGUUUCUUCUGGCUUUUCAAAAACUUGUGGGCAUUUCAGAUUAGGCAAACGCGAAAUCUAUAACUCGAUCAGUUAUUUUUCUCAGAAAGUAAGGUGGGAAAAAGGUAACGACGGAGCCAUUUGUAUAAAUCCCAAAAAAGGGGAGGUUUGGGCCAUCUAUAAGAAUUGGUCUCCUAGCUGGAAUGAUCUAAUAGCAGAUGAUGUAAUACACAAGUUUGACAUGGUUGAAGUACUCGAGGAUUUUGUUGAAGAACGGGGUGUAACGGUUAUUCCUCUGGUCAAGGUGGCUGGUUUCAAGGCAGUAUUUCACCACCACUUAAAUGAGAAGGAGAUCAAGAUCAUUCCAAGGAAGGAGAUGCUUCGAUUCUCUCAUCAGGUACCUUCAAACGUACUCACCGGCGAAGAAGCUCCUAACGCUCCAAAGGGUUGUAGGGUGCUGGACCCAGCUGCUACUCCAUGUGAACUUCUCGAGGUAAUAAAAGUUGCAGGAGAGGAAAACAUGAUGGACAAUGUAGAUAAAGUUGUAAAAGAAACUAAUCAUGAGGAAAUGAUCGUUGAUACCGGAAAACUUGGGGGAACAAAGGAGGGAAUGAAGAAAGUUAUCCAUAAAAUAGAAACUCCAAAAGAGGACAGAGGGAAGAAGAUAUGCAGAGGCUUGUAG
Messenger RNA from Vicia faba (fava bean), 2208 nucleotides. The record is from the annotation of a GenBank genome assembly. NCBI's taxonomy places the organism in Eukaryota, Viridiplantae, Streptophyta, Magnoliopsida, Fabales, Fabaceae.